Molecule: messenger RNA, 1155 nt
Organism: Podospora anserina S mat+
Lineage: Eukaryota; Fungi; Ascomycota; Sordariomycetes; Sordariales; Podosporaceae
Exons: 1
Coding region: 1-1155 (384 amino acids)
Source: RefSeq, a predicted model, not a curated record
AUGUCUACCAACUCGACUGGCGCGCCGGACACCUCCGCAGACCCUCCACCGUCUGACACCAACCCACCCGCUCCUCCGCCAUCGACUAGCAACACACCGACUCCUACACCAACUCCAACCCCCACUCCUCCUCCCCCCCCCCCUCCCACUACCACUCCCACCCCUCCUCCUCCUUCGACAUCAUCGACUCCUAGGCCUGAUCCUCCAUCCACCAGUUCCACCCCACAACAACCAAAGCCUUCUCCGGAGCCUUCAUCCAGCAACCCCCCAGACCCUGAACCAGACACCAGCACAGAGGUUGUUACGCAAACCAUCACCACUAGAAGACCGACGGAUGGCGUACCAGAUCCUGCGCAGACAUCAUCGUCUUCUUCAACUGGACUCCCCGGGGUUGGCGCUGGCAAUGACGCCAAACCCUGGGAGGCCUCGGCCGGAACAUUGAGCAACAGUGGGAAGAUUGCUAUCGCUGUGGUGGUCCCUAUUGUUGCCGUUGCUCUUUUGGUUGUGGCCGGCAUUUUCUUGUGGAGGAAGAGGAAGCAGCGCAAGGAUGCCGAGGAGCAGAGACGCAAGGAGGUCGAAGAUUAUGGAUACAACCCUAACGCCGACCCAACAAUUCCAGCCGUCGCUGCCGCUUAUGAUGGGCGAGAUGAUGAGUCCUCCGCUGGCUACAGAGGCUGGGGCUCCACCACGAUUGCCGGUUCGACUGCGAGGAAAACAUCGACAACCAUGUCUGGAGGGGUCCCUUAUUCGGAUGCCGCUUCACCUACCCGUGCUACUGUCUCCGACACACGAUCUGGUGAGCCCUUGAUGCACGAAGUGCCUGCUUCACCGGAGGGCGAGAUUCUUGGAGUAAUGGGCCCUUCUGCUGCGAACAACCGUGGUGACGUGCACCGCGGGCCUUCCAAUGCUUCCUCUUCGUAUAGUGCUGCUGCGAGGUCUGAUGGCUCUGGCGAAGGCCCAAUAGGUAUGGCGUACAGCGGACCCAAUCAGUACUACGAUCAGUACGGCAGUGGAAACCCAUACUCAGACCAGCCCCCCAGCCAGCCAGGAGGCGGCUCACCAAUCAUCCGGGAUGUGACGGCUCGGAGGAACACUCGCAUCGAGAACCCAGCACACUACCCGCAACAGACAGCCGGAAUCUCGCAGAAUUUCUAG